AUGACCAAGUGCAACAAAACCUCUGUAGAUGUUGAAUUCGGAUUCGUAAAAAAGGCGCGUUUCGUUGGUAUACAAGCUACACAAUUCAACACGUACGUGACACUUAAACUGCAAAAUGUCAAGUCGACGACGGUGACAGUGAAGGGUCCGGCGCCAUGUUGGGAACAAGACUUUCUAUUUGAAAUCAACGACAUCAAUUUGGGGCUCCUCGUGGAAGUGUGGAAUAAAGGCGUCAUUUGGGACCGGGCACUUGGAUACCACUACCUGCCCCUUACUUCGGUAGCCUAUAACGAGCAGGAGUGUGGAGGUCGCUGGGUAGAACUAGAAGCACAGUUGAUCAUGCGGGGAGGAGCGGUGGUGGGGACGACAGGACCCACGGGUCACGCGCUUUUGCUUGACUGUAGAUUCGAGCCACCAUUCGACGCGGAAGGGACGGGUGGUGCUGACCUCCAGAGAAAAUUGGAUAUGCUGAAUGGCGCCCUCGACGCGGAGCGUGCAGAGCAGGCGCGUAGGCAGUUGCAAUACGUCGCCCAUUCUGGCUACUCCGAAGACUCCGACUACACGUCGGACCUUAACUAUCCUGUAGGGCAACAUGCGAACUGCAGCGCGUCACAGUUUAGGAGUGCAGCGCAUCAAAUACAUACGCCACAGAGGUCGUUGGAGGCAUCUAGGGAAAAUUCGUACGAAAGGGAGGAGUACCACAUGCAUGGUGAUACUGAUCCGUUGUAUUACAAUAGUCAGCCAAGGACUAAUAGGAUAGAAACAUGGUCGCAGAUGCACGCUCAAGCAAGCGUAGAGUCUGCAUACUCCUGGCGGACCGCUGCAGAUUGGCAAUCUGGGGAGGAGCAGCGGAGGCCGAGCUUAGAGCGGCAGAACACUUUAUACGACGACAGCGUAGGCUACGGUUAUGAUGGCUACACAACCAGCACGCACAUUAGGGACCACUCGCAUUUAUCGCAUCAGACCAGUUACGAGGAGUUCUACGACUCGAGCAGCUAUCCCUACGGCGUCUACGAGACGCGGCCUUGGGACAGUCGCUACUUCUACGACGAGGGUUACGCCCUCACGUCCACCGAGUAUGAGAACGUCGUCAACAAGCGGCGCUCUUCCGUCGUUCAGCUGCCUCAACUACCUCCUAAGCAGUUGCCGCCUUCAUCACGUUAUUCGGAUUAUAAUGAGAUGGCUCCUUAUAGACCAAGGCCGAGGCGGACAGCUGCAAGCCUCCCAGCCACGCCGUCGUCGACGCCGAAGCGCGGCCGGGCGUUGCCCCUACCGCCCAGCAGCGAUCAAGGCGGCGGGCGCCGCGGCCGCCGCUUGCCGCGCCCCCCGCGCGCCUCACGUCUGCCCCCUGCGACGACAGCGCCCGCCGCCCCCGCCACCACUGUCCCCGCGCCAACCACUACACACGUGCCUUACACACAAGAAACCGAGCGUGCAGUGCCUGACGUAGGCUAUGGCUAUGAUACGUACGGUUACAAGCCUCAAUACCAAGACACUGCCGUUGAACAGUACCAAGAUAAUAAUUAUAAUACCGGUUACGAUGACGAAGGUAUGCAACCUUUCUUUGACGAAACUCCUCACGCAACACCACCGGCUGCGACUGCACAAAAAUCAACGUGGGGUGAAGCGGAAACCGCAACGCAGCCUUCCUAUGCGCAACGACAGCAGCAGCAGCAGCAGCAGCAGCAACAGCAACAGCAGCAGCAAAAGUUACCGACACAGCAAUUACAAUCGAGUGUUUUAACUGGGGCUGCAACCUUAGGAUCGUUAAUGGCGGGUGGCGCUAAAAAGCUAGGAAGCUUAUUUGGGGCUGCCGCAGCGGCUGUGGCUCCACCUCAGAUGAGUCAGCCAACAAUUACCGGUCAAGGAACUAUGGCACCUGUUAGUCAAACAACAGGAACUUUAGCUCCUUCGACACCAUUCACAAGUACAGCAGCCCCAGUCACUACAUCCGUCUCAGAAGUGCCAAAGCCAGUGCCAGUAUCAGCCGCGACCUCAACUAGUACACCGGUCUUGCCACGAACACCCUCUCUCAGGAGACAAGAAUCUAUACAGAGGCCUUCCGUGCGUCGAACGCGUACGCUGCCCGACGCACCAGAAGAUUACAUUCAAUCGAGUUUUGACGAAAGUGCCUACGAGGAAGAGUACCAAAAGACUGAAUUAGAUCAAAGUAUAGACCGAGAUAGGACAUCUUUGGACAGGUAUCAUGACGAUGAAUACAUCCAAGAUACAAUGCAGGAGGAGCUUGAUAAAGAAAGUCACGCCCCAGAGGUUUCCAGUCCAAGUUUACAAAAGACUGCAUCUCCCACUAGGACCAUCUCACAAAUACGCAAGCCUUCGGUUGAUAGUUACCAAAGUCAAGCACCAUCGAUACACGAUCGAAAAACUUCACAAAGUUCUGUUCAUACAGAAGAAAAACUCCCGAUUCCUACAACUCAAGAAGAAUCCAUCGCCGACCGAUCAAAAGUGACCUUUCAAGACGACCGAACGACGUACCACGAGGUACCUGAAGAAUUUGACACGUUCCAACAAUCACGGGAUUCGUUCGACGAGAACGUUUCCGAGUAUCAGGACGAUCGGGAAGGUCGUCCUGUUCGCGAGGCGCCCGAGAAGUUCGACGAUCACGAGCAGUUCACCGAAAGCGAUGAGCAGUACAACGAAGAGACCGUGUUCCAAGAAGAAGAGGACAGGCACAAAGCGGAACAGCUCGACUUCCAGCCGGAGCAGCCGAAGUUGACGCCGAAGCAGCGAUGGCACCGCGCCUACAACAAGAUUGUCAUGCAGCUCAACCCAAAGACACCUAUAGCUUUGUACCGACUGUUCGUUAAGUGGUGUUCGCCGCCCGCUGGGUCCCGUGGCGCUUUGAACCCGAUCAACUCAUUAGUUCAACUGAAC
Iphiclides podalirius (scarce swallowtail) is the source of this 2895-nucleotide messenger RNA. The record is from the annotation of a GenBank genome assembly. NCBI's taxonomy places the organism in Eukaryota, Metazoa, Arthropoda, Insecta, Lepidoptera, Papilionidae.